AUGUUUUUCAAAACUUUGAUCUUUGCCGCUUUAUUGGCCGGCAUUAACUGUAGAUACAUUCUAAUUGACGAAGAUUAUUUGCCUGAAUUAAUUGAACAUUCGAGGGUAAGGAGACAAGUGCAGGUGGGAGCUGGUCUUGAUAAUAAGGGGAACUGGGACUUGGCAGGGAAAGUGCCGCUUGCGAAGUCUGACACUAACAUUCUCAGUGCAACUGGUAUGGCUACGAUGGAUCCUAGCAACAAGCUGACCUCGUAUGGAGCUGGUGUGGCUUUGGAUAAUAUAAAUGGCCACGGUCUCAGCCUGUCUGGCAGACAGAUCCCAGACUUCGGGAAGCAAUUGACAGCUGCAGCCAACUUGAAUGUUCUCAAUACACCUGACCACAAUUUGAACGCAAAUGCGUUUGUUACAAAGAACAUGCCAAGUAUACCGAAUGUACCCAACUUCAACACCUACGGCGCAGGCGCGGAUUACAUGUACAAGAACACACUCGGAGCUUCACUAGGCGCAGCACGCACUGAUUUCCUUCAAAAGACUGAUGUAUCUGCGAUGGGAAAACUAAAUCUCUUCAAGACGCCUAGCUCUUCACUCGAUUUCGGCGCAGGUGCAACGCGAUCCUUUUCUCCCUUCAUACCAAAGAGUAGCUGGGAACCGGCGUUUAAGUUUAACUUUAUGAAAUCAUUUUAA
This is a messenger RNA of Pieris macdunnoughi, 684 nucleotides long. The record is from the annotation of a GenBank genome assembly. NCBI's taxonomy places the organism in Eukaryota, Metazoa, Arthropoda, Insecta, Lepidoptera, Pieridae.